Podarcis muralis (Common wall lizard) is the source of this 1820-nucleotide messenger RNA. RefSeq names its product farnesyltransferase, CAAX box, subunit alpha (gene FNTA). The record is from RefSeq and is a predicted model, not a curated record. Gene Ontology annotation, biological process: protein farnesylation; protein geranylgeranylation. Gene Ontology annotation, molecular function: protein farnesyltransferase activity; CAAX-protein geranylgeranyltransferase activity. NCBI's taxonomy places the organism in Eukaryota, Metazoa, Chordata, Lepidosauria, Squamata, Lacertidae. Gene Ontology annotation, cellular component: protein farnesyltransferase complex; cytoplasm; CAAX-protein geranylgeranyltransferase complex.
CGGCUCUUUCGUGGUGGAGGCGCUCUAGGCCCAGCAGCUGCGCCUCUAUGGCGCGGGGCGGCGCUUGUUCCUCAUAGAGAAGCCUCCGCCGCUUCCUCUCUUCCGGGGUGGGCGGGAGGCGGCUGUGAUGAUGGCGGACGGGGAAGGCGGCUUAGACCCCGAGCCCUGCGCUCCUCACCUGGAGGCGGAAGGCGAGGCCGCUGGGGACAGCGAGCUGGACUCCGGGCUGCUCCUGGACACCGACGGCUACGUCCUGUACAGGGAUAGGAAGGAAUGGGCUGAUGUUGAGCCAGUACCUCAAGAUGAUGGGCCAAAUCCAGUAGUCCAGAUCAUAUAUAGUGAAAAGUUUAAAGAUGUAUAUGAUUACUUCAGGGCUGUUCUGCAAUGUGAUGAAAGGAGCGAAAGAGCUUUCAACUUAACGGGGGAUGCCAUUGAUCUUAAUGCUGCGAACUACACUGUGUGGCAUUUCCGCAGGGUUCUUCUGCAGUCCCUGAACAAAGAUCUACACGAGGAACUCAAUUAUAUCACAGCUAUCAUUGAAGAUCAGCCAAAGAAUUAUCAAGUCUGGCACCACAGACGAGUGUUGGUGGAGUGGCUGAAGGAUCCAUCCCAGGAACUUGAAUUUAUAGCAGACAUUCUUAACCAGGAUGCCAAGAACUACCAUGCAUGGCAGCACAGGCAGUGGGUCAUUCAGGAAUUUAAACUGUGGGACGAUGAACUGGAGUAUGUGGAACAGCUCCUGAAAGAUGAUGUCAGAAACAAUUCUGUCUGGAACCAAAGAUACUUUGUCAUUUCAAACACAACUGGUUAUAACGACCCUGCUGUUUUAGAGAGAGAAGUCCAGUUUACCCUAGAAAUGAUCAAGAUGGUGCCCCAUAAUGAAAGUGCUUGGAACUAUUUGAAAGGGAUCCUGCAGGAUCGUGGCCUUUCGAAACAUCCAAACCUCUUAGGACAGCUACUGGAAUUGCAGCCAAGUCAUAGUUCCCCCUACCUGAUUGCCUUUUUGGUGGACAUAUAUGAAGAUAUGCUGGAAAACGAGUGUGAAAACAAGGAAGAAACUCUCAGCAAAGCAUUAGAGCUAUGUGAAAUCCUGGCUAAAGAAAAAGACAUAAUUCGGAAGGAAUACUGGAGAUACAUUGGGCGGUCCCUUAAGAGCAAACACAGCCCAAGUGAGGAGCAGAAUGUGCCAACUUACGAUGAUCCGCAGUAACUCCAUGUUAAAGCAGGAAAGAAUAUGACAUUCUGCUCUGGGUGAACUACAAGAACUUUAAGAGUGGAGUUAGCUAGGCAGGCAAUGAAACAGAGUGAUGUUCUCCACCCCUUCCCAAAAUAUGUUGCAGCUCUACAUUACUACAGAGGUAUUGCUUCUAAUCUCACCAGGAGUGUAAGGCACUCUCCAUAACAUACUGACCCCUGGUUACUGCUGCUGUACAGAUUAACUGUGGGGCGGUCCAAAGCACUGUGCAUUUUAAAAAACACUUAGCAAUUACUUGAAUUGUACCAAAUAAAGGAAUUGUUUUCUUCAUUUUAUGUGAAUAAUGCUGUACUAGUGAUUUUAAUGCCCUGAAUUGGUUCCCAGUCUUGGCCUCCACAGAGUGGCCCCUGUUCUCAUAAUGCAAGCGCGUGUAAGAUUCUGAAAGUAUUUGAGUUGGAUUGCAGAGUCCUCGUUUACAGUGGAUUUAUGGAGUAACUUAAUUUCAGUUACUUGAAGGAAUGAAGUUGUAUAUCUGAGCAGCUAUGCAACACUGACGUGUGUUUUCAUUGUAUCCAACUAAUGCCAUCAAUAAUUUGUAUUAAAAGAUAUAGAACUUGUACAAGGA